AUGAAUAGUCCUAAUAAUGACGCUAAUAAUAAUGAUAAAAAUAUAAAUGGAAGUGACUGUCUGCCUCCCUUGCUUACGUUCGUGCCGGAUCAAAGUCAAAACACUCAGGACAGGAGUGCCCCAGAAUAUACGACAACUACAAAAUUCGCACUGGCACAGACAGGGGAACCAAACAUUGAAGAGGCGGGGAAGCCCGCCGCUAUCGAGCUAUCAUUAUUAAAGACCCAAAUAGAGCUGCAAUCCACUGCCAUAAACCUCAUUGGCAAUAAGGUCAAGCAUGUGGAGAACGAGGUAAAUAACCAUGACUCUGGCGUAAAUGACGUUUUGGCAAAUCUCACCUCGACAGUCAAGAACCUCAUGCACAAUCAACAUGUUCUUGAAAACAAAUUCGAAGACCUACUUAGAAAUCAAUCCAACACAGAUUCUGUCGUAAACUCACUUUUCGACAAAAUAGAUCAGGUUUCGCAGUUUCUCACUAAAGCUGUGAAAAACAAUAGUUUAGCCUCUGCACCAGUGCAGCCUGUGCAUAGGGGUCCAGGAAGGCCGCCAAAAAACAGAAAUAAUUUAACGAAUGUCAUAGCAGCUCUGUCGGUCACGAAUAAAGAGACUCUGCCCAACGGCACCAUAACUGUAGCCAAAAACAAAAGGUACUUUGUUGAUCCUGAUGAACAAAAUCUGACAGAAGAACAGACUCCCAUCCAGGCCAAAGCUGCAAAGAAACCUCCUCCUAACGCAGAUCCGAACGCUCCACCUGUUAAAAAAAGAGGCCCAGGUAGGCCACCCAAAAGAAAGCACCAUUGGGCAAAGAAAGCAGAGGUUGCUGCCCAAUCAGCUCCUUCAUCACAACCAAACUCUGCUGAUGGGGAUGCUACAUUAAAAGUGGAGCCAAAGGACCUAGAUAGAGAGAACUCGCCAGAAGUUCCCGCUAGUGACGCGAGCGUACCACAUGAGGGAUCUGCAUCACUAAGCGAGUCAAAUUUCAUGACAGAUCAAGAGAAGCAGGAAAAUGGGAAACAAUCUCCCUCUCAGCCGAAGGCUGUAAGGCAGAAUGAGCUUGAACGUCGACGUGACUCCCGCGAGCAAAUGCUAGUGUCAAUGAAAUACAGUGACCGCGACAAGGCCAAGUCUUUCAUGGAAUCAAAUAAAGAUUUAUUAAAAGCGAUGAGAGAUGAUGAACGAAAGAAAAGAAUGACCGCUUUUAUUUAUGAGAACCAAUCUAAUGGAGGUACACCUAGUACCACCACCGCCAACACGCCAUCUCCAAGAUCUUUGUCUUCUACGCGUAAUGGGCAAAGCUCACAACAACUUGUCUCAAGUCAAUAUUCAGUAUCCAGUGAUGCGGCGAAUAAGGAAGUUGAAGAAACAGCACAAGAGGAAAUGACCGAUGGUGAAUCAUUUCCUGAAGAUCAUGAAACGGCCACCCCACCAUCAGUAUCAGAGCUCACCGCUGAGCCAAUUACAGAGCCAUUAUCAUCUUCUAUGUUAAAUCAUUCCGAAGUUGCUACCCCGCUUCCUACAAUACCCCCAAGGAAGGUAGGUAUCAUGUCAAUGCUGAACAAUGAUGAAGAAGAAGAAGUCAUGCCUCAAAAGAGGAAGUUACCCGAAAUAUUCAAAAGUAACUCCACUGCCGAAAAUGCGAGGAAGAAAGAGAAGUUAGAUGAUGAUUAUAAACGUGAUUUUCGAUCCAUGAUUCCAAUGCUACCCGAAAAGAAAGAUAACAGAGGGCGACCCGCCAAUAGCAGUAGCAGCGGCGACAAUUCGACUGCGCUUCUAUUGGCAUCUCCCAUUGAACUGAUAUGCCGUGAUGGAUAUUUUUACCGGAGAUCAGACCCACAGACACCUAUUUCAACGGGAGCAUAUUUGGAAUUUAAAUUCAAAUCAAAAGAGGAUGAACUCAUUCGUUUAACUAUGAAUGAAGAGGAUUACGCGGAGCUUACAAGACAGGACCGGAUCAAUGCCUAUUUUUUAAAGCCUGAUAUAGAGAUUGAAACUGAUUUUGCGAGCUCAAUACUGAGCAAGAUAACGUUGACGGAGAAGUACGUGAAUAGUUUGGAAUACUUUCUAAUGGAGUUUCGUUGGGAAAACAAAUUGGUCGGACUUGGUUUAAAGCUUCGAGAAUCCAAGAGAACUUGGCAAAGACGUAAAGCCUUGUUCGCCCUUUUCGAAUUCUGGAGGGAUAAAUCCAGAGAAAAGAGAGGGUUUUCUGCUUUUACUAUUUUGCAUGCGGUCAAAGAGAUGGAAAACUACAGAAUCUUCAUCAACAGAUCAGUCUCAUGGUUUUACAACCACAUUACUUUAUUGAAAAUGAUUCUCUUUGAUCUAUGUGAUAAUACGGACACACAAUGGCGCGAGUGGAUGUUCCCCAAAGGUGAGCCCCUUCCAGUUCUUGGAGAUGGUGUAACUGAAGAUAAUAUUAAUGAAGCCAUUGACAACGUGCUUACCUUGGACUUCCUCGAAGAUGGUACAGAGAACCGCGAGGUAAAACCCUCAGUGACUCAGGUAACGACAACCGAUAACUUGAACAUGUAA
Lachancea fermentati is the source of this 2529-nucleotide messenger RNA. The record is from the annotation of a GenBank genome assembly. NCBI's taxonomy places the organism in Eukaryota, Fungi, Ascomycota, Saccharomycetes, Saccharomycetales, Saccharomycetaceae.